Messenger RNA from Capronia epimyces CBS 606.96, 1608 nucleotides. RefSeq lists its product as uncharacterized. The transcript has a single exon. Bases 1 to 1608 code for a protein of 535 amino acids. The record is from RefSeq and is a predicted model, not a curated record. Lineage: Eukaryota; Fungi; Ascomycota; Eurotiomycetes; Chaetothyriales; Herpotrichiellaceae.
AUGGCACUGACGGCGCUGCCCAUCGUCUCUGAUAUACGCAAUCUUUCUCAGCAAGCUCCAGUGCAUCCCGUCCCGGAUCCAGAAGGCGCUUCACUAAACAAUGUCCUCGGGAAAACUUGGCCCCAACACUCUCAAUAUUCAACGUCUCAAACAGAGAGCUUAGAGCGAAGAGACUCAUCUGCUGGCGCUGCACAGGCAUCCCCCACAAGAGACGGAGUGCCCCCUGACCAAACGUCCUCAAAGACUGCCUCGUCGUUCAUUCUUGAGAAGCACCCAAUCCCAGAGAUACCAAUGGAAGACAAAAAGUACAACCGCAUAAUGAGAAAUCUACGCUGGACCGUCCUGUCAGUCUACCGCCGCCUCAGCCUCCUCGUCCUAACUGCCAAUCUCAUUGCCGUCAUUGCUCUUGCGGCGCGGCAUAGACUCCUUUCAAUGUCCCCCGACUCGGCUGCCGCCGCAGUUUCCAUCAACUUGACCGUCGCAGUUCUGGUUCGGCAAGAGCUGGUCAUCAACGCUCUUUUCUGGUCGUUUGGCAAAUGCCCCCAGCGGCUUCCUCUGCGCGUUCGUCGAAUAGCAGCAAAGAUUUAUCAUCUAGGUGGCGUUCACAGCGGAGCGGGUAUGUCGGCGGCAGUUUGGUUCGCCUUCUUUAAUGUUGCAAUCGUCAGGGUGUUGCGAGCAAGAGAAGUCCGCACGCAUCAGACAGUCAUUCCUGUUAUCACUGUCGUUCUCGACAUCUUGCUUCUCUCCAUCAUUGUCACGGCUCACCCUGCCAUUCGCUCAAGGAUGCAUAACGUCUUCGAGACUGUCCACCGCUUUGGAGGAUGGACGGCAGUCGCUUUGUUCUGGAUACAGUUUGGGCUACUUGCUGAUGAGAGGGCCCAUGCCCCAUUAUCCAGCGUCACACUUCAAGAAGCAAUAGCUUAUAGCCCUGUCUUCUGGACGCUGGUGGUCACAACAAUCUCACUAGCCCUUCCCUGGGUUUGGCUCAGGAAGGUCCCGGUCCAUGCAGAACCUUUAUCGGACCAUGCAGUCCGUCUACACUUCACUUACACCAACCUACCUCUCUGUGCAGCCCCUCGGCUCUCAGAUAGUCCGCUUAUGGAGUGGCAUGCCUUUGCGGGCAUCCCCGAAGAAGACGGUCAAGGAUUCUCUGUUCUCGUCUCUAAGGCAGGCGAUUGGACCUCACGACUCAUCAAGUCACCACCUACAAAGCUCUGGGUUCGGGGGAUUCCCACCAUGGGUGUGCUGCACGUGGCUCCCAUCUUCAAGAAACUGGUCUUGGUCGCUACAGGUUCAGGGAUAGGCCCGAUCAUGUCACUGUUGUGCAAAAGAGACGUCACAUGUCGAAUUUUAUGGUCUACUCCAGAUCCUGAAGUCACUUAUUCGACAAGCGUGAUCGAGCAUGUCCGUCGUGCAGAUCCUGAAGCCAUCAUCAUUAAUACCACUGUGGCUGGGAGGCCUCACCUCGUACGACAGACUUACGAGUUGUAUGUUUCAUCCGGCGCAGAAGCUGUAUUCAUCAUCUCCAACCCUAAAGUUACCAGAAGGGUGGUAUAUGCUCUUGAAUCACGCGGAGUACCAAUCUUCGCCCCAAUUUUCGACUCUUGA